Scheffersomyces stipitis CBS 6054 is the source of this 879-nucleotide messenger RNA. RefSeq names its product pyridoxine biosynthesis protein (gene SNZ1). The record is from RefSeq and is a predicted model, not a curated record. Gene Ontology annotation, biological process: pyridoxine biosynthetic process; pyridoxal 5'-phosphate biosynthetic process; amino acid metabolic process. NCBI's taxonomy places the organism in Eukaryota, Fungi, Ascomycota, Pichiomycetes, Serinales, Debaryomycetaceae. Gene Ontology annotation, molecular function: amine-lyase activity. The transcript has a single exon. The coding region runs from base 1 to 879 and encodes 292 amino acids.
AUGUCUGACUUUAAGAUCAAGGCCGGUUUGGCCCAAAUGUUGAAGGGUGGUGUCAUCAUGGACGUCGUCAAUGCCGAACAAGCCAAAAUCGCCGAACAGGCUGGAGCUUGUGCCGUCAUGGCCCUUGAAAGAAUCCCUGCCGACAUGAGAAAGUCCGGCCAGGUGUGCAGAAUGUCGGACCCAAAGAUGAUCAGAGAGAUUAUGGAGGCUGUUUCCAUCCCUGUCAUGGCCAAGGUCAGAAUCGGCCACACCGUAGAAGCUCAAAUCUUAGAAGCCUUGUCCAUUGACUACAUUGACGAAAGUGAAGUCUUGACUCCAGCCGACAAGAUCAACCACAUCGCCAAGUCCAACUACAAGGUUCCAUUUGUGUGUGGAGCUAAGGACUUGGGCGAAGCCUUGAGAAGAAUCAACGAAGGUGCUGCUAUGAUCAGAACCAAGGGCGAAGCCGGUACCGGAGACGUCUCUGAAGCCGUCAAGCAUAUCACAAUCAUCAAAAAAGAGAUCGAGGAUGCUGCAGCCUUGAAGAGCGAAGAAGAAAUCGCUGCUUACGCCAAGCAAUUGAGAGUGCCUGUGGCUCUUUUGAAGGAAGUAUUGGAGUUGAAAAAGUUGCCUGUUGUCAACUUCGCUGCUGGUGGUGUAGCUACUCCAGCCGACGCUGCUUUGUUGAUGCAAUUGGGCUGUGACGGGGUCUUUGUUGGAUCUGGUAUCUUCAAGGCCAACAACCCAGCCAAGUUGGCUAAGGCAAUUGUCAACGCAACCACUAACUACGACGACCCAGCCAAGAUCUUGGAAUACUCUACAGACUUGGGUGAGUUGAUGGCUGGUGUUAGCAUCGACUCUAUCAGAGACAAUGAAAGAUUGUCCCAGAGAGGAUGGUAA